This is a messenger RNA of Helianthus annuus (common sunflower), 1727 nucleotides long. Its product is annotated as zeatin O-xylosyltransferase. Lineage: Eukaryota; Viridiplantae; Streptophyta; Magnoliopsida; Asterales; Asteraceae. Gene Ontology annotation, molecular function: UDP-glycosyltransferase activity. The coding region runs from base 33 to 1439 and encodes 468 amino acids. The record is from RefSeq and is a predicted model, not a curated record. The transcript has a single exon.
ACUCCAACAACUAGUACUCCAAACAAAACCAAAUGGAUCAAAAUCAAGAUAUAUGUGUUGUGAUGGUGCCUUUUAUAGCACAAGGCCAUCUCAACCAGCUCAUCCACCUCUCUCGCCUCAUCUCCGCCUACAACCUCCCCGUCCACUUCGUAUGCGCCCCCAGUCAUACGCGCCAAGCCAAGCUUCGGGUCCAUGGUUGGGACCCUCUCUCCAUUUCCAACAUCCAUUUCCACGAGUUUCCGAUACCCGCUUUCCCUAACCAUCCACCCACCCCGAAUGCCACCCUACGCUUCCCUAACCACUUCAUGCCAUCGUUCAAUGCCAUCAUGCAUCUACGGGAACCCUUCCUCAAACUAUUAUCCGAUCUCUCGACCAAAAUGAAACGCGUAGUGAUCGUUCAUGAUUACUUGAUGAGCUCCAUCAUUCAAGACUUUGUUUCGGUCCCUAACGCUGAAGCUUACAUGUUUCAAGCUUGUUCUGCUUUUACUGCUUUUUGGUUCCAUUGGGAGGAAACACAAGCGUUAAAGUUGGACGAUGAAACCGAAUCGUUGAGGAUGAAACUCCCUUCGUUAGAAGGGUGUUUCAGCAACGAGUUUGUAGAGUUACUCAAUUCAGAAGACACAUCGUUCAAGAAAAUCAGCUCGGGAACGCUUUACGACACAAGCAAAGUGUUUGAAGAUAAGUACUUGGAGUUACUUAAGCACGAAAAAGUGACAUCCGGUACUACCAAGAAUUGGGCUAUCGGUCCAUUCAAUCCGGUUACCAUUAGCGAUCACAAAAACUUCAGUCCCGAAUCGGUCAAGUUAUUCAACUGGCUUGAUAAACAAGAACCAAAUUCAGUGAUUUAUGUCUCGUUUGGUACCACGGUUUCACUAACGGAUGAAGAAGUGAAAGAAAUUGCUUUCGGGUUGGAGGAAAGCGGUCAGAAGUUUAUAUGGGUGGUGAGGGAGGCCGAUAAAGCCGACAUUUUUGACGGUGUUGAUCGGAGAGUGGAGUUGCCGGAGGGUUAUGAAGAGAGGGUGGAAAGCAGUGAGGUGGGUGUAGUGGUGAGGGGCUGGGCACCACAGCUUGAAAUAUUGAAACACUCAUCUACAGGUGGGUUCAUGAGUCACUGUGGUUGGAACUCAUGCAUGGAGGGGAUCACAAUGGGGGUUCCUAUAGCUGCAUGGCCCAUGCAUUCCGAUCAACCAAGGAACGCUACUCUGGUAAGAGAGGUGCUUGGAACGGGGAUAUACGCGAGGGAGUGGGAGCGUAGAGACGAAAAGGUGACGGCAGCGAUGGUUUCAGAAGCGGUUAGACGAUUGAUGGCAUCGGAAGAAGGAUGUCAAGUAAGAAAGAAGGCGGCAGAACUUGGCGUUGCGGUCAGGCAAUCGGUGGAAGAAGGUGGCGUUAUGCGCAAGGAACUGGAUGAGUUUCUUGGUCAUAUCACCAGACAGUAACAGAUUUGAAUUUACUAUCGUUUGUGACGAAACAUCACAAAGCCAUCGAAGAUUUCUAAUCUUUGUCUCUAUCAGUGUCACCACCAUAAAGUGAUAAAAUUAUUACUAGUUUGAUACUAUAUUUUCUGUCACCUCUUGCUAUUAUCUAUCUACUCUUGUUUGUAUUUUAGAAUAAACGGAUUGACUGCAAACAGUUUCAUACUAUUCAGUCCGCUAAUUGGUUGAGCCGGGUAAUGACUCAAAAGUUGGAGAAUGUUAAAUGGUUUAGUUUGGAUGGAAAAUUUAAUA